This is a messenger RNA of Pistacia vera, 1749 nucleotides long. RefSeq names its product probable terpene synthase 9. Lineage: Eukaryota; Viridiplantae; Streptophyta; Magnoliopsida; Sapindales; Anacardiaceae. The record is from RefSeq and is a predicted model, not a curated record. Gene Ontology annotation, molecular function: terpene synthase activity; magnesium ion binding. Gene Ontology annotation, biological process: diterpenoid biosynthetic process.
AUGUUUGCUUUCAAGAAGGUUCAACAGAUAAAGGAUUCAAAUGAUGGAUGGAAGAAUGACGCUUGUGUUGUUGAUAAUGAAGAUUGUUUUGUUGAAUUGAAAGAAGAUGGAAAUUAUGGAAAUACUAUUGUUGGUAAUAAUGAGAAAGUGAAGAUUGAAGGCAUUGGUAGCAUUCGUCUCAAACUUCACAAUGGUGUCGUCAAUAAUCUUUGUCAUGGGAGGUAUUUAUGCGCCAACCAGUUAGAGGAGUUGAAACAAGAAGCUAAAGAGUUACUUGCAUCCACCCUAGAACCUCGCGAUAGAUUAAGGAUGAUUGACUCAAUGCAGCGGCUGGGAGUGGCUUACCAUUUUGAAGAAGAGAUAGAAGAGGCCAUUAAUCUUCUAAGACAAGAUGUUGCUGGGGAUCUGGCACUGCAGUUUAGACUUUUGCGAGAACAUGGUCACCCAAUUAGGAUAGAUGUGUUUGAUAAAUUCAGAAAAAAAGAAGGGAGAUUCAGUAACACUGACAACUCAGUUGAGGACACAGAAGGGCUUUUGAGUUUAUAUGAAGCUUCGUUCCUUGGAUAUCAAGAAGAAGAUGUUCUAGAGGAAGCCAAAGAUUUUAGCACCAAAUGUCUAAACAGUUCAUUAGGGAAGUUGGAGAAAACGGUCCUAGCCGAGCAAGUGCAACAAUCUCUAGAAAUACCCUUACAUUGGAGGAUGCCAAGGGUUGAGGCUCGAAAUUUCAUCAAUUUUUACUCAAUAUAUGAUCAAAAUAUUUCGGUUCUGCUGGAGCUGGCCAAGUUGGAUUACAAUUUAGUACAAUCCAUAUAUCAGCAAGAACUUAAAGAGUUGUCUAGGUGGUGGAGCGUUGGUUUUAAAGAGAAAUUAAGCUUUUCAAGGGACAGAUUGAUAGAAAACUAUUUAUGGACAAUGGGCAUCAUUUUCGAAACCCAGUUUUCUAAAUGCAGGAUAGGUUUUACCAAAUUUGUAUGCAUAUUAUCAGCAAUUCAUGACAUGUUUGAUAUAUAUGCAUCGCUAGAUGGGCUUGAACUCUUUAUAGAUGCUGUGAAAAGGUGGGAUAUCAAGGCCGUAGAGGACUUUCCAUACUAUAUGCAAAUUUGUUAUUUUGCCAUGUUUAACUUUGCUAAUGACUUAGCAUACCAUAUCCUACAGCAUCAUGGUCUAAAUACUCUGUCCUACAUUAAGAAAGAGUGGGAAAAUCUUUGCACAUCAUAUUUGGUAGAAGCACGAUAGUUUAGCAGAGGGUACAUGCCGAGUCUGGAUGAAUUCUAGGAAAAUGCAUGGACAUCAAUUGGUGGUCCACCAGCAAUUGGCCAUGCCCAUUUACUGCAAUUACAAGGCGGCGACUUAAAAAAGAGUACUCUCAACUGCCUCAAGGGUGGCUAUGCGCUGAUAUAUUGGUCAUCACUCAUUACUUGUCUUAGCAAUGAUCUGGGAACUUCACCGGCUGAGAUUAAGAGAGGAGAUGUAGCAAAAUCUAUACAGUGCUAUAUGAUUGAAAAAGGCAUACCAGAAGAGGAAGCAAGAGAGAGGAUAAAAGGUUUAAUAGGCUACUCUUGGAAAAUGCUGAAUGAGAACAGAAAUGCUAAAAGUAACGUCCCAAAAUCCAUGGCUAAAAUGUGCUUAAACAUGGCAAGAACCUCACAAUGCAUCUUCCAGCAUGGAGAUGGCGAUGGGAUGGGGACAUCAAUUGGGGUGACUAAAGAUAUUUUGAUCUCAUUGAUACUCAAACCGAUCCCGAUUUAA